Molecule: messenger RNA, 4889 nt
Organism: Lemur catta (Ring-tailed lemur)
Lineage: Eukaryota; Metazoa; Chordata; Mammalia; Primates; Lemuridae
Product: zinc finger protein 577-like
Exons: 8
Coding region: 2329-3732 (467 amino acids)
Biological process (GO): central nervous system development; regulation of transcription by RNA polymerase II
Cellular component (GO): nucleus
Molecular function (GO): RNA polymerase II cis-regulatory region sequence-specific DNA binding; DNA-binding transcription factor activity, RNA polymerase II-specific
Source: RefSeq, a predicted model, not a curated record
CCACGAUGGCGGUCCCCAAAUAAAUCGGUUAAAGGGGGCCGCCAUACUCUUUCUCAAUGUCUUUGUCUAAAAAACCCGAAAACUGAACCGAAUCUGCCCCGGGUGGUGGUUGGCAGCCUGCGGACUCAGAGGCUACAGAGGUUAAACUUGGCCAGUGAGGUGGGGCGCCCGGGCUUGUGAGUCUGAAGCAGCAGUGAUGGACCGUGGCUCUUUCGACCCAGCCGGUCCCCUAAGGGUCUUUUAACGGGUUUCAGUUUCGCGUUCCGGGAGCGGAACCAGGAGCUGGAUUUGAGGAGAUUUGGGAUUUCUGGUAGGGGAGUCUGUGGGGAGUCCAUGACAGUAGCAAGCCACUGUGGAGAAGCGGGAUGGUAGGGAAUGGUGUCGGCCUGAGAGUGGGCAGGGGUUGGGGUGGCCUGGAGAAGAAUGUUAGUGCUUUGGGUUAGAAUUUGUAGGGGAGGUUAGGGACUGGGGUGGUCUUGGAGGCGGAUCAGUGAUUGGUAUGACUUAGGGAGUGGUUCAGUCAUUGGGAUGUUCUUGGGGUCAGUGAUUGGGGUGCCCUUGAAGGAAGUUGGGGUGUCUUUGGGGAUGUGUCAAUGCCUAAGAAGGUCUUCUGGGGUGGGGAAAUCUCAGUUCUUGGGGCAGCCUUGGAGAAAGGGACGAUGUCAGCGACUGAAGCAUCCUUGGAAAAAGGCGAAUCCUUGGGAUGUGCUUGGCUUAGGUCAAUGUUUGGAUACAGUUGGGGGGAGGGAGGUCAGUGAUUGGUGCAUCCUUGGGGGUGGUCAGUGAGUCAGGUGGCCUUGUGCGGAGGUCAUUGCUUGGGACAACCUUGUUUCUUCUCUUGGAGGGUCCGAGUGUUUGGGUCUUGAUAGGAUGGUCAGCGAUAGUAGGACUCAAAAUCAGAAUGAUCUGGGCUGGCUGCGUGAUCCAUAUUUUAGGUAUGAUGUGGGUAGGCAUUGGUAUCCAAGAGAUUUGUAGGAGUUGGAGCUUCAGAAGUCUUUGUGUUUUGGAGGGCGUUGGGAUUUUAAAACUCACUGACUUCUCAUAGAUGACUACACUGCCUUCUUUAAAACCUGCUUUCCAACUUCCUCUGUCCUCUGAAUCACCCCCUCUCCUUAAUGUUUCCACAACAAUGAAAAUUGCUUUGAAAUGACUAGGGUCCAAACAAAUCUAAGGUGAAAUGCUUAUUAUGAAAGUUGUGGUGUCUGGCCCUCUGGUCUUCAAACUUACUGCAUAUUUCUCUAGGCUCUUCCCUUUUAGGUCCUUCUGAUACAUAAGGGGACAUUCCCACAUCCCAAAUCCUGAUACCCAGAGAUAUUCAUUGUUAGCAUUUUGUUUUAUUUCCUUUUCCAUACUUUUCUGUGAUUUAUUUUAUUAUAAAAAUGUGCUAACACUGCAUAAGUGGUUUAUAAUUUGAUUUUUAAAACAACUUAUAUGAUAAAAUUGUUCCAUUACUGAUUUUGGUACAAAGCCUUGUUGAUAUUAUAUAUGUGGAUCUCCUUGCAAUGUUGUCUGAAAUUACAUUAAAUCUUUGCAAUAAUUUAGGUAGACAAGACAUAUUAAAGUACUCAUAUAGGUCUGGACAUUACUUGUUAGCUUUAUUCCCAGAUGAUAUAUACUUUUGCUGCUAUUGCAAAUGGCUUUUCUUUCUGCUUGAACUUUUUGUUAUUUUUUAUUUUCUGGUAGGUAGAAAAGCAACUAAUUUAAGAAAUAUUUUCUUUUUCCUUUCCUUACUGAACUCUUUUAUUAUUACUCAUGUGUUUUAAUUGAUUCUUGUAGGUUUUCUAGGUAAGCAGUCAGAACACCUGCAGGUCCUGGCUUCCUGGGAUAUGAGGGAAGGAAGUAAAGGUACCAAGAUCAGCACUUUAUCCUUGACCAGAGACCAUCUUCAGAGAAGAACCCAGAGUCAACAAUAGAGCAAAUAUUGGAUUUGCUGGCUGGGUCUCAGGGCUCCAGAAAAUGUCCAAGUCCCAAUUGAGCAUUUUUGUCAACUGCAAAUAAUUUUAGCCUGGUGGCAAGUGUAUGGACUGUGGAAUAAGAAGAGCCUGCUUCUGCCUCUGACUUGGAAAUGAAAAGAUGUCUUGGAAGUGCUUCAAAAUAAUCCCUUGGUGGAGAGCGAGUUAAUAGUGGUGUAGAUAAAACAAAUAGGUUCUAGCCUACAGGAACAACACAUCUUCAGUAAUAGCAAAAGGAGGUUCCAGGCUAGGGAGAUCAUCAUUUCUGGUAGUAGCCUGACCUGAGAUACCUGACCACAACUGCCGGCAGGUCCGGAAUAGGCAGAGGACGGAGCACACCCUGGAGCUGCCAGCCCUUUCUUAAGAACAGAAGAAAAUGGCCAAGGCCCAGGGAUCGUUAUCAUUCGAGGAUGUAGCUGUGGACUUCAGCAGGGAGGAGUGGCAGUUUUUGGACCCAUCUCAAAAGGUCCUAUACAAGGAAGUAAUGUUGGAGAACUACAGCAACCUAGUGUCUGUAGGGUAUCAAGGUACCAAACCAGAUUCACUCUUCAAGUUGGAAGAAGGAAAACCCCCAUGGAUAGUAGAAGCAGCCCAUAGUCAAACCUGUCCAGGUCUUGUUAUCCAGAAUAGAAGACAUGCAGGGAAGGAUUCUGAUGAAUUUGGUGGAUGUGGGAAGUCAUGUCUCCGUAUCAAGCAUGAUAAAACUCUUACUGGAAUUAAAUACCACAAAUGUGUUAAAUCCAGUAGCAUUAAAUCACAGCUCAGUGACCAUCAGAAAACUUCUACAGAAGAGAAACUACAUGAAUGCGGUGAGUGUGGGAAGGCUUUCUCCAAGAAAGCACAGCUCAUUAGACAUCAGAGAACUGAAAGAGGAGAGAAACCUCAUAGAUGCAAUGAAUGUGGGAAAACAUUCAUGAGGAAGAUUCAGCUCACUGAACAUCAGAGAACUCACACAGGAGAGAAACCCCAUGAAUGUAAUGAAUGUGGAAAAGCCUUUUCCAGAAAGUCACAGCUCAUGGUACAUCAAAGAACCCACACAGGAGAGAAACCCUAUGGAUGUAAUGAAUGUGGAAAAGCCUUUAGCCGGAAGUGCCGGCUCAAUAGACAUCGGCGAUCUCAUACUGGAGAGAAACUCUAUGGAUGCAGUGUGUGCGGGAAGGCCUUUUCUCAGAAGGCAUACCUCAUUGCACACCAGAGACUUCACACAGGAGAGAAGCCUUAUGAAUGCAGUGAAUGUGGAAGCACCUUCUAUUUUAAGUCAGAUCUGACCAAACAUCAGAGAAUUCAUACAGGAGAGAAACCUUAUGAAUGCAGUGAAUGUGAAAAAGCCUUUAGAAGCAAGUCAAAGCUCAUUCAGCAUCAGCGAACUCAUACUGGAGAGAGACCAUAUUCAUGCAGUGAAUGUGGCAAAGCCUUUGCCCACAUGUCAGUCCUCAUUAAACAUAAGAAAACUCAUACAAGAGAGAAAGCUGUAAAUUCACUGAAGGUGGAGAAACCUUCAUCAGGGAGUCAUACCUCUUUAUAUAUGAGUGAGCUCACACAAGAACCAAACCCUAUGAACCCAAUACCUGCAGGAACACCUUCCUCAGGAACCCAGUCCUUAUUAAACAUCAGUGAGUUCUUAGGGGCUAGAAAUGUAGUGAUUGUGGAACAAUCUUUUCCAAGAAGUCAAGCUUUAUUAGUUAAUCAGGAAUUUGAACAGGGACUAAGCCUUGUAAAUGAAGUGAAUGUGACACCUUCGGUAAUAAAUUAUGUCUUAUAUGUUACAGAUAUUGUAUAAGAAAAAAUUCUCUGAUACUAGAAAAGCGGAAAAGUUUUUAGCAAGAAUCCUCUAACCUUUAUAUGUCAGCAUAUGUUAUAUGUUCAUUUAGGGCAGAAACUAUGGAUGCAGUGGUUGUGGAGAACAUUUAUGUGAGCAGUUAGACUUAUUAAGCAUCAAUGAAAUCAUAUAGGGUAGAAAUGCAGGUAUUAUGGGGCAGCCUUUGCCUAGAGAUAAAUUUGAAUUGGUAUCAAAGAAUUCUUACAGAAAUAUAUAAGAUUGUGAUGGUAUUUCCAGUCCUAAAUUGUACCACAUCAUGUAUCAGAGAAAUAGAGAAAGACAACUGUAGACAGUGGAUAUGGAAAACAUUUUUAGUAAAAUAUAGAAUUUAUAGAAAAGAGAAACCCCUGAAAGGAAGAAAUGAUAGAAAUUCACCAGACUCAUUCAUGUAUCACAGUUUUAUACCUUGGGAGUCUUGGAAAGACUUCCCUAAUAAAUGAAAUCUUGAACACUAGGAAUUGUAUUAUGUAAUGAAAACCUAUGAAUAUAAUGAAUCUGGAAGUAUAAUUAUGUUAGUUUUUUAUGGCUGCUGCACCAAACUACCAAAACUUUGGUGGCUUAAAAGAACACAAAGUUAUUACCUUACAGUUCUGGAGAUCUCAAGUCCAAAAUGUAUCUUCCUGGGCUAAAUCAAGCUGUUGGCAAGACUGCAUUUCUUUUUGGAGGCUCUAGGGGAGAAUCUGUUUUUUGCCCUUCCAGCUUCUAGAAGCUGCCCAAAUUCUGUGGUUUGUGGCCUCCUUCCAUUGUCAAAGCCAGCAAUGGCCAUUCAGCUUUUUCAUCACUCUUAACACUGGUUCUUUUGCCUCCCUCUUCCAGGUUUAAGGACCCUAGUGAUUAUAUUGGGACCACCAGAUAAACCAGGAUGAUCUCCCUAUCUUAAAGUCAUCUGAUUAGAAACCUUAACUCCAUCUGCUACCUUAAUUCAUCUUUGCCGCAUAAUUUAACACAUUCUCAGGUUCUGGAUGUUAGGACAUGGACAUCUUUGGGACACCAUUAUCUUGCCUACCACAAUGAUGUUAGAUAUCAGAAAAUUCAUACCAUGAUAAAUUCCCACCUAGCCAUUAAGUAAAUUUGGAAAAGCAUAUUCCUAGGGACGUAAUUAACUAUAAUAAUUAUAA